Molecule: messenger RNA, 939 nt
Organism: Monomorium pharaonis (pharaoh ant)
Lineage: Eukaryota; Metazoa; Arthropoda; Insecta; Hymenoptera; Formicidae
Product: dynein heavy chain 1, axonemal-like
Exons: 5
Coding region: 1-939 (312 amino acids)
Biological process (GO): microtubule-based movement
Cellular component (GO): dynein complex
Molecular function (GO): minus-end-directed microtubule motor activity; dynein light intermediate chain binding; dynein intermediate chain binding
Source: RefSeq, a predicted model, not a curated record
AUGGUGACUAUGCAACAAGAAGCGGCGGCAUCGAAAAUGAAGGAAGAGAAUAAAGCGAUCAGGGAUGAGGCAAAGGCCGAUUUAAGUGCGAUUGAGUAUCUAACAUCUUUUACGAAUGUUUAUCGCCAAAAUCUUCUGCAAUCUUGGUACAACGCUCUCAGAGAAGAUGUUCCUCACACCCUUGGUUGCAAUCCGAUAUUAACUCUCAGCAAUCAAAUGGAGAUAACAAGUUGGCAUAUGAAUGGUUUGCCAAGGGAUACCCUAUCUAUUGAGAAUGCAGUCCUCGUAAUGAAUUCCAAGCGAUGGCCCCUCUUCAUUGAUCCUCAAGCACAAGCAAACAAGUGGAAUCGCAAUAUGAUGAAGGUGGAGACCGCUGAACUUACACAAGCUGACAUUGAUUUAACGAGAUCAUUAUACAUGCCCGUAGCAAAUCGGGCACAAAUAUUAUACUUUUGUAUUGCCGAUCUCCAGCGUAUUGAUAUCAUGUAUCAAUAUUCCCUAGAAUGGUUCAUCGUUAUACUCAAUAAUAGUAUAUCAAAUACUGAAAAAAGCAGAGCCAAUAUGUUACAUGCAUAUUUAACACAAGUCACAGAAAUGCACGAGUUUCUGCAACCAGAUCACCUGAAAGCUCUGUCAUUCAAGCGGCUUAUAUUCUCACUUUGCAUGUUUCACUCAAUCCUGAUCGAGAGACGGAAAUUUGGUCCCCUCGGUUUCAAUAUAUCCUACGAUUUCACAAACGGGGAUUUAGCUGUAUGCUUGUCGCAAUUGUAUAUGUUCCUCAUGGAAUACGAUACUUUGCCAUUUAAGGUUUUCAUAUAUACUGCUGGGCAUAUUAACUAUGGUAGACAAAUAACAAAUUAUAAUUGGGAUCAUCGAUGUGUCUUAACACUUCUCGAAGACUAUUACAAUGCUAAUGUUGUCUCAAGAUUACCAGUUUAA